This is a messenger RNA of Cyprinus carpio (common carp), 2968 nucleotides long. Its product is annotated as numb-like protein. The record is from RefSeq and is a predicted model, not a curated record. NCBI's taxonomy places the organism in Eukaryota, Metazoa, Chordata, Actinopteri, Cypriniformes, Cyprinidae.
AUGCCAUUUUGUUACGUAAGUAGAGUCUUGAGAGGUAUCCAGCACACUGAGGUCAUUCUUCAGAACUAUAGCAUUAAUAGGCUUAUAGGAAGUGUGCUGUGACUGCACAUACUGUGCUCUGUUCACAGUAACUAAUAUGUCAGAAUAACAAAACUAUGUCUCAUUUACAUUAGCUAUUUUAUAAGUACAUAUGAUGAGCUGAGCUGAAGAACAUAGCAAGUACAAACGCAACAACACAGACAACUGGCACUGCAGAUGGGCGACUGAAAGUGUGUCAUCACCAUCUCCAGUCUAAUCACCUCCGCCCACGCUCUUCUCUGUUUCUCUCUCCCCUCCCUUCCCUGUCUCUAUCUUUCGCUCUCCAUCCUCCCCUCACUGUCUGUGUUGUGGAAAGACAAAAAGUUGAUCUGUUCCUCAGAGGCUGCAGCUCAGCACAUCCAGCCAAAUUCACGUCUUUGUGCGUCAGCGCUUGUUUCUGUGGGCGAGGACACAUAUGGUGAUGAGACUGAGCACACGUGUUACUGUCGCCUCCUACAAGUUAAUCUCUGAAGAGGAGGUGUGGUUGCCUCCUUCUUCUUUUGGAUCCCAAAACUGCAUAUUCAACAGCGUUUUGCCUCUAGCUUUUCAUCGAACGACAGUUUUGACUGAGAAACAUCCUCAGUUGGUUCGAUUUUGAUACUUUACCUGGCUGUGGUCUUCUGACAUCUCUCUAAAAUGAGUUUCAGCAAUUAUAUGGAUGAGACAGAAGAAGAGAGCAACAGAGAGUUUGAGAGCGUGGAGAUGAAUAAGCUGCGUCAGAGCCUGCGCAGGAAGAAGCCCACCUACAUGCCGGAGGCCAGCCGGCCGCACCAAUGGCAGGCAGACGAAGAGGCUGUACGAAAGGGCAAAUGCAAUUUUCCUGUCCGGUACCUCGGUCUGGUGGAGGUAGACGAGUCCAGAGGGAUGCAUGUGUGCGAAGAUGCAGUGAAAAAACUGAAACUGAGUGGGAAAAAAACUGUCAAGGCUGUGCUUUGGGUGUCUGCCGAUGGCCUGAGAGUAGUGGAUGACAAAACCAAGGACCUCAUUGUUGACCAGACCAUUGAGAAGGUGUCCUUCUGUGCACCUGACCGUAAUUAUGAUAAGGCAUUCUCCUACAUCUGUCGUGAUGGGACGACUCGCCGCUGGAUCUGCCACUGCUUCAUGGCCUUGAAGGACUCGGGUGAACGUUUGAGUCAUGCGGUGGGAUGCGCCUUUGCUGCUUGCCUUGAGCGGAAGCAACGCAGAGAGAAGGAGUGCGGGGUCACAGCUUCCUUCGAUGCAAGCCGCACAUCGUUUGUGAGGGAAGGCUCCUUCCGCGUCUCCUCUGCUGGACAGCAAAGUGACCGGGAGGACAUCAUGAAACAACUGCAGGUCAAAAAGAAAGAAGCAUGCAGCAUUUCUGCAGUGCCUCCUGGAAAUGCUUCUCCUCCAGAGGGAGCGGCUUCACCGGGGGAGAGAGCAGAACCAGGCGGGCCUCAUGCCAUCCCGCGCCGCCACGCUCCUAUCGAGCAGCUGGUGCGGCAGGGCUCUUUCCGCGGCUUUCCACAACUUAGUCAGAAGAACUCACCUUUCAAACGGCAGCUCUCACUACGCUUGAAUGAUCUCCCAUCAACCCUACAGCGCAAGACCGACUACCAGACCAAGAACCCAGUUCCAGAGAUGGAUCUAUCAGUGGCAGGAGAGGCAGACAGCUUAAACGCUCUGUGCAGCCAAAUCAACAGCUCUUUCACCAAACCAUCUGAGGAUCUGUGUGCCAAAGCCACCAGCAACUGCUUACCAGUUUACAGCGCUCCACCUGCCAUUCCUCCUCCACCUGCUCCACUGCAAGCUACAAAUUCAUGGGUUCAGACAGAGCCUGCUGUCCAGUCCCCUCCGCCCGUUCCUCAAGGUGGCCACAAACGAACCCCGUCCGAAGCAGAACGCUGGCUGGAGGAAGUGGCUAAAGUGGUGAAAGCCCAGCAGCAGACUCCACCAACCCUACCACCACCACCCACUCAUCAACCUCCGCCCGUGCCCACCAUGCCCAUCCCACCCGGCUCCCUCCCCUCCUCCAUGCAACCAUUCCCAAUGGCCUUUGACGUCACUCCUGCACCCGUAGGCAUGUUCGCCCAACAGCCUCUUCAACCGGCUUUUGUACCUAUGCAGCCAUACAUGCCCAGUCUUGCCAACAGCAUGACCUAUCCCAAUGCCAGUGUGCCCGUGGUGGGCAUCACACCGUCGCAGAUGGUGGCUAAUGCAUUCUGCACUGCGGCUGGGACAGGGGGUGGAGCGGCGAUGGGGGUCGGGAUGGGGCCGAAGACAGGAACGCUUGUGGGUGGCCAACAAUCGGCUUUCCCCACCCUGUCCGCAGGCUUCCCAACCACCACCUUCACCUCUCCUCCAACCGUCAACGGCCACCCGCAUAACUCCUUUCCAUCAACGGCCACCACGACGAGUGUCACGCAAAACGGUAGUACAAUAAAAAGUGGUACUGGUUGGCCGAUGGAGAGUCUGAAUCCGAAUCCCACGUGCAGUUCCCAAGAAGCAGAGCAUUUUGAGGCAAAGUGGGCUGCUCUGGAAUCCAAAUCGCAACCGAAGGCGCAAAACCCUUUUUCGAAUGACUUACAAAAGACUUUCGAGAUUGAACUAUAAUCUUAAGGAGACUCUGAAAGAGGCUGAACUAUUUCAUACCCCAUUUCCCGUCCCCUUUUUUUGUCUCUUAAAGGGUGGUCUUAUGCUCCUGGUCUGUUUGGGGGCAUUGGUUGCUGUAAGAGAUCAUUCUGUUGCAUUUUGCCUCAUUUCGAGCAUCAGACUCGAGAUUUGGAGAACAGAAAGACCGUCACAACAUGUCCGGCACUUACAAGAAAGCUAGAAAGAGAAACCUGCACAGUACUUCCACCAGUUAUGACCCAUGCUUGGAAAAUGAAUGAAAUACUGAAAUUAGGGGAUGGUCGAAAUUUAUUUAUUGUUU